AUGUUCGGACAAGCAGACCGUCCCUAUCUUCCAACCUCACAGUCAGAACCCAGAUUCCCACCGCGUCACCCGGUGUCCUACUCCCUAACAGCACCCUCGGGGCGGAGUAGCUCCAAGGACCACACAUCAUGGGGAGUACGGCUUAACAGGAAGCAUCAACGCGGCCGGGGGUUACUGCAUCGCCAGCCCCACACAAUUGAGAGGCCGCCCUAUGCUCCUCCGUAUGCACAGUCAUUCUCACUACUACCUUCCCCAACGACAGCUCCGUUGGAUCACAAGCCUCUGCCGGCUGCUCCCAAUCAGCGACUGCUCUCACCUCCCACGGCAGAAGAUCCGGCUUUUGCUGCACCGGUUGCACCGCCAUACACACCACUGCCAGCCAUCAGCCCGGCCCCGGCACCUCCGCCAAGAUUCCCUGAUGAAUCCGAAGAGGAACGCCACGGCUAUGGAUUUCCACCUUGCGCUAAUGAUGGUCCCAAUUCAGACCAUCCGACUGCUUCGGUCCUGGGCCAUGGCACGCCGUCGGAUUGGGAGCACUUGGGUAGCCCGGCACAAGAAGAGUUCGACGACCGGCCGUGGUUUCCCCCCAGGAGCGGGGUUGAAACGCCCACCGGAUCUCAAGACACAGUCCUGACGCCUCCGGGGUACUCCACGGGUCUGUCAGGCAGAGUUCGUCAUUCCAUCGUUCCUGGGCCACAUGUGAUCCGCAAGGACUCUGUCAAAAGCCCUAUCUCGGAGAUGGAUUUUAUCUCACAACACAACUUUUCUUAUUCUCCCAUCUCCCCAGCCACUAUGACUAGCAAGCAAGAGCCCUCGUUCUCUCCGGUUGCAUCGAUACGAAUAGACACUAGUGUUCCCUCAUCACACAGCCCGGUUCCCUCUAUUUCCAUGGACGGAGAAAGGUCACAAAGCAUCGAUGGGAUCAUCGAUGCAUGGAUUCAGCCAAUUACGGCAAUAGCGGAAUUUCCAAACCCGGAUUCGGCCAGCUUGCGACAGCAGGAGGAUCAGCUGACUCCGGUGAAUGAACAUGGCCCCGUUGGGUUGCCGACGGAGACACUAGAAUCGGAAGAAGUCCUGGAGUCGGAAGAAGACUGGGAGUCAGAAGAAGACCUGGAGUCAGAAGAAGACCUGGAGUCAGAAGAAGACCUGGAGUCAGAAGAAGACCCGGAGUCAGAAGAAGAUUUGGAGUCAGAAGAAAGCAGUGCACCUGUGGCUAAGGACAUAGACCCUCACGAUCUCGAUCCCUGGCUCAGGUCUUCCCUCACACGCUAUGUGGCUAUGCUGCACAAAGAGGCGGCCGCCGACUCGGAUACAGAGAGAUUCGAGAUUUUUGCAGCUUUCACGGCAAAGGAGACAAAGCUUCGAGAAAUUCUCUACAGUAUCGACAACGUCCAGCAAGCUGGACUGAUGGUUCCGCAACUCACUGUGCGAAACCCAACAUCAACACCUAUAACUGGUUCCACAUUCGGUCCCCUCCAGUCGCGAGAUCCUGUCUCUCCUACAGCGGCGGAAGCCGACGAAGAUAACCCAGAGGGUGAAGAAAGUGAAUAUAGCUCAGGAGGGCGUCCGAUCCUCGCCAAGAGAGCUCGUCACACUUCGAACGCUGUCCCAAGAGUGUCUUCCUUUGCGACCGAUAGAGAGCCCGGGAACAGCUCUCGGCGGUCUAGCUCUGUUCCGCCCUCACUGGAUGCGUUGCGAGGUGAACUAGGCUUCAGCCCUCUAGUCACAAGCCCUCCACAAUCCAUUUAUACGCCUUUCCAGUACGUUGAGGGACCUCAGCGAGGCUCAGACAACCUGACCUUUGAUCGGCCGGCUUUCCAAGGGUAUACUGACCUGCGGCGACAAUCCGCUAUGGGUGGUCGAGUCAUGGCGGUCUCGGGGCUUUCUCGCGGGAGGUCCCAAUCCUUGGCUUCUCCUGAGCAACUCAGAAGACAAGGGGAAGAGUUCCUCGGGGCUAUCCGCCAAAGGAGCAACGCUUACCACACAAUGUCACGAUCAACUCCUACAUCUCCUCCGCAUCUACCCGAAUCUUUGCACAAAGGCUUGCCUCGAAAUCCUAUUGAAGAUCUACGAAACAUGGUCUGGGCGCCCAUGGACGGACAAGCCGAAAGUUCAUGGUACGCAACAACAAAAGAGGAACUGGACGCAAUUUCCGAUGACUUCACGUACAUCCAGAAGAUCAUCCAGUCUUGGGAAUCAGCCUCGCUAGCUCGUCGAAAGAGGCUGGACCGGAAACGCAUGAAGCGCCAGGAUCGUGCGCAGAAGUACGCCGAUACCCUCUUCAAUAAAAAGGUCAUCGGAUAUGCGGAUAUCAAUCUGAUGGAAGAAGAUUUCCGACAAGGCGAAGCGCGCGUUCAGCUGGAUGAGGAGCGUCGCGAAGUCGACAGCUUCAUUGGAGAGAUAUUUAACCCCUCGACCGCGAACAAAAAGGGCAAAGCUGCGGCAAACGAGCAGCGUAGCCCGUCUGGCACUAUAAAGAUGGUCAACGAAGUUCACAACAAGCUUGAGAUUCGAUUCCAAAAGCGCCUAGAGCUUGCUCUGGACUGUGAGCGGCGCCGGAAGAAGGCAGAGCGGCGCCCAUUGGUGGUUAUCGGCGAUACGUUUGGUCUCCGACAGCUUGAUGGAGACUUUGACCAGAUGGAAAAACGGAAUAUUUUGGAGGCGGCCCGGGAUCGCGACGACCGAGCCAACCGGCUUAUGGAUUCUUUCGAUGGAGCAAUUCUUCAUGGCCUAGGUAUGAAUCAAAGCCUCCUGGACGCGCUCGCCGCAAAGGCAGCACAACUGGACUCCACAAUUCUCCGCUCCUCUUCUGGACUCUCGGAUUCUGAAGUUGAACAGAUCCUCAAGUCCGUGGCGAACUUUGCCGCGCGGCUUCGCGCCGACUCCGAAGAGAUUCUACACAAAUUCGGAGAUGCAGACAUGGCUCUCAACGAUGCGGACUACGACGUCUCCGUCGCCGAAGCGUGGUAUGCAAACUCGGACCCCAGUGUGUUUCAACUAUUGGAUGCUGAAAAACAAAAAGAGGACCUCAAAAUUCAGGACGACCUCCGCGUCAGACUGGAAAGUAUUCAGAAAAGCCCCGCCGAGAUUGAGACAACAGUUGUGCAUCUUCUGCAGUCUCUGGGGGAAACCUCCGCAGCCCCCGCCGAAGACGUGAACGUGAACACGCAAGGCAGCUCGUCACCACUCCAGGUCAGCCUGGAUCACCAAGACAGGCUGCGCAAGGCGCUGGCCGAUGGGAAGUGGCGCAAUGCUCGACACCACUUGAGAAAAAUGGACGGAUGGAAUUGA
Molecule: messenger RNA, 3291 nt
Organism: Penicillium lagena
Lineage: Eukaryota; Fungi; Ascomycota; Eurotiomycetes; Eurotiales; Aspergillaceae
Exons: 4
Coding region: 1-3291 (1096 amino acids)
Source: RefSeq, a predicted model, not a curated record